UUGAUUGAAAAUUCAUAAUAAGAAGCGUGCGCGCUUAUCACAUUUUUGUUUGUUUGUUUGGAUUCUCGAAACGGGUGAACAAGUCGAUUGUGAGACAGUAGCUGUGUGCAAAAGUGAUUUUAGACGUCGCAAGAAGAAUCCCGAAAAAUGAAAAAAUUAUUAUCGAUUAUUACGUCAAAUGUGUGCUAAAAAGAAUUAAUUACAUCAAAAGAAACAAUACGAAAAUAGAAGGAAAAAAAUUAUGCUGACGUCUUUGCUCAAGAUAACAUAGAAAUUAAGUUCGAAUCUAUUGAGCACAGUUACAAUUUGGUCGUCAGCGUAAGAAGUAAUUUUUAUUGUGAUCGUGAAGAAAGUGUGAGAAAACAUGGAAAAGUGUGUCCUUCAAUCGUUUGUGUUGAUUUGCGCAGUUUAUGUGGUCGUUGCAAAUAUGAGGACGAUCCCCCCAAAUCCAAAUUAUCCGGAACAAUGUUUUGACGGGAAAAAGGCAUACAAGGUUGGCAAAUAUUUUCCAACAUUUCGAUCAUGCAAACAAAUGUUGUGCCGAGAAGAUUAUACUUUAGUUUAUGAAGAUUGUGGCGUAGUAGUAGUACCGACAGGUUAUAAAAAUCUUCCAGAUUUGACCAAACGAUAUCCAGACUGUUGUGUUAAAUUGGUUAAAAUUGAUGGCGAUGAGAAGAGUUCAAACAGUACCAGCGACGACAAAAGUAAAAGCUGAACGAUUUAUCAUUAUUUUAUUUUAGAUUAAGUUGUGUGAACAAUUUCAUUUGAAUUAUUAAGUCAUUUAAGCGUUAAGAAAAUGAACAUUCGCCUUGAGCGCAACCAAUCGUCUGAUUGAAUUCAUGUAUGAUGCAAAUACACAAGUAUAUACAAAUGAACAAAUCCUCGUAAAUUGAAACGUAUGAAUGAAACUGAAACUGAUGUGUUGGUCGUUAAACGCAUGCGACCAGACGUUGCGUUCACAUAGCGACAGCAUUAUCUCUACAAACAUAUACGGAUACGGUGCAAUGUGUGCGUGUACGGCAUCAAUCGAAUGCAUUACAUUUUAGAAAAAUGGACAUACAACGACAUUGAUCAUUACAAUCUAAUCGAGUUUUAUGCUGUGCUUUGUUUAUUAACGAUCAAAAUAAAAAAAAACCAUUCCACAUUUCAUUUCGUUGAAUUAAAAAUUGGUUCUAAUUGUUUCAUUUCUUGUUUGAUUUCAAAUUGCAUUUGUAUGCGAAAUAAUGUGGGUUAACAGUGUUUUAUUGAUAAAGUUGUUUUUCAUUUGCGCUUCAUUUGUUAGAAAUGCUAUGUGCAAUGUAAACGACUAUGAAAUCACUUGCAAAGACGAGAAAGGAGAGAACGUUGACUGGUUUUAUGUGUACAAAUUGCCAGGACAUUAUAGCGCAUCUGCUGCUGAACGGGGAUGUUUGUACUUCUUUAUUACACCAAGUUCGGUUGGUUCACAAUGGUUGCUGUCCGAACAUACGCUAAACGAUACGGAGAGUAUAGCCGGGCGCACACUUACGCAAGCUUAUUUCAAUGAGAACCAAUUGGAGGACAGAGUUUUGGUUGCUUACAACGAUGAACCGCCAAACGCAAAAGGAAAUUCGAAAAAAGGCCAUCUAAAAGGUGUUGUCGUUGCUGACAAACGUAGCGGUUUUUGGCUCGUUCACUCCGUUCCACUUUAUCCAAAUAUCACUUCGAAUGCGAACGAUUAUCACUAUCCGACUACUGGAAUGAUUUAUGGACAAAGUUUUCUUUGUUUAUCUUUGAGCGCUGACCAAAUUGAUAUUGUUGGCAAACAGCUCAUUUUCAACGAACCACAAAUCUAUGAAUCGAAAUUACCACAAAGUCUACUCAACGCAUAUCCAAAUAUACAACGAUUAAUUGACGGGAAGCGCAUAAGUAAUGGUCCAUAUUGGAAUGACGCUGAUUUAACAACACUCGGCGGAUCUCGUUUCAAAUCAUUUGCCAAAUCAUCGAAAUUUUACAAAGAGUUGUAUGAAGAUUGGAUUGCACCGACUUUGAAUACCAAUUUGUUUGUGGAAACUUGGCGCAAAGGGUCUGGUAAUUUUCCAUCAAACUGUACAAAAAGUACACGCGUAUGGAAUGUUUCAAAGAUAAAAUUUAAUCAACGUGUAUUAUUCCCAUCGACUGACGACCAUUCCAAGUUUGCAGUUAGCGAUGAUAAAUCUAAUUGGAUUUGUGUUGGUGAUAUAAAUCGAGCGGAAAUGCAAACGAAACGUGGCGGAGGAAGCGUUUGUUAUAACUCCAAGCCAAUUUCAGAAAGUUAUCGUACACUUGUGGCCGAUUUUGAACCAUGUCAAGCUUAGCGUCUUGUUUACUCUUUUGUUUGAUUUUUCUCCAUUGAAAUUUAGCGAAAUAAAAUGCUGGAAUGUUCAAACUAAAACAUUUUUUUGAAACAUUUAAAAUACAAUUUCAUUGUAAUUUCCAAUUAAUAAAGGUGCAUUUAUGCAAUACUCAUAUA
This is a messenger RNA of Contarinia nasturtii (swede midge), 2470 nucleotides long. Its product is annotated as deoxyribonuclease-2-alpha-like. The record is from RefSeq and is a predicted model, not a curated record. The transcript has 10 exons. Gene Ontology annotation, biological process: apoptotic DNA fragmentation. Gene Ontology annotation, molecular function: deoxyribonuclease II activity. Bases 1224 to 2315 code for a protein of 363 amino acids. NCBI's taxonomy places the organism in Eukaryota, Metazoa, Arthropoda, Insecta, Diptera, Cecidomyiidae.